AUGAGGUGUUCGCUCGCUGUGACUGCGUUGUUGGGGGCGAGAAGUGGUGCGUCGCCACUGGCUGCAAGGGGUGCACCAUCGGUCGAUCUUGGAUACGCUGUCUACGACGGAACUCAAGAUAGCCAGAAUGGCAUCAACGCUUUCAAAGGAAUCCGAUACGCGACCCCUCCUGUUGGGAACCUGCGAUUUGCGGCGCCCCAACCACCCAUAGUGAACAGAACUGCUUCCAUUUCAGCGACCAGCGAUGGUCCUGCUUGUCCACAAACUGGGGCGGGCAGCGAAACGCCUGCUGAAUAUGGCUUUACGUCUGCACUUGGCGACGAAGAUUGUCUGUAUCUGAAUGUUUACGCACCCUCCAAUGCGACCAACCUGCCAGUCUUCUUCUGGAUACAUGGCGGUGGAUACGGCCUCUUUAGUGCUCAAGGUCUCGAUCCUACUGAGUUUAUGACGACAAAUAAUAAUGGCUUCAUUUCGGUGAUCAUCCAGUACCGUCUCGGCGCAUUCGGAUUCCUGUCUAGUGAAGAUGUCGAGGCUGGAGGUGCUCUGAAUGCCGGACUUUUGGACAUGAACUUUGCCCUCCAAUGGGUACAGAAACAUAUCAAAUCGUUUGGUGGCGAUCCUGCACGUGUGACGAUUGCGGGUGAGAGCGCAGGUGGCGCCGCUGUCAUGUAUCAAGCCAUGGCAUAUGGCGGCGCACAGAACGUAUCCCUGUUCAAUAAUAUCAUUGCUGAAAGUCCGUGGGUGCCAGCGCAGCAUGACUACAACGACGAAGAACCGACUCAAGCGUACGAUGACUUUAGCGCAGCCGCCGGCUGCUCCAACGCGACAGAUACAUUGCAGUGCCUUCGCGACAGCGACAGCGAAGUACUCCAGAACGCCAGUGCUCGAGUAUCUGAAGCCAGUGCUUUCGGUAGUUUCGCCUUCCUUCCCGUUACGGAUGGCUCUUUCGUGAAAGACCUCCCCUCUACUCAGCUGGUGGCCAAGUCUCUGAGUGGGAAACGUAUCCUCUCCGGCAAUCUUGCGAACGAAGGCGUCCCCCUCAGUCCGCCCACCACCGUAACUCUUGAGGAUUUCCGCGACUAUGUGUCCUCCACCUUCCCAUCCUUCUCUGCCGAUGACAAAGCCGCUCUAGAAGACCUUUACUCCUACGAAGGCGAUGACCAAGAUGCAGACCCAUCAGCGCCAGUCUACGAUACCGAUGGCACUUCUUCCGUCACUGCUGUCAAUCAAUCAACAUUCGGCACUGGCCAGCAACAACGUGUGAUCAAUGUCUUCGCCGAAUCUACUUUCGACUGUCCUUCCUACUGGCUAGCCUCCGCCUUCCCCCAGGCGUGGAAAUAUCAGUUCAGCGCUAACCCUGCGUAUCACGGCUUCGAUCUUCAGGCCCUGUGGUCUGGUACCAAAACGCCAGGCGCGUCUUUCAAGCACGCCUUCCGCAAGAUCUGGGGCAACUUCAUCGUGCAGGAUGAUCCAAUCAUCAGCGUGUCGGAUGCCAAGGGUGGAGCCGCCAAUUCGACUGUGCCGGAGGGUGCAGAUGGACUUAUUGAAUGGCCAGUGUGGACCGAUGAGUCGCCUGCGCUGCUGAACCUGAACACUACAGGCGGGAACGCGACGUACCACCCGGUAACCGAAUAUCUGAAGUAUUACACAUAUUCGGAUCCUGGAGUAGUGAAUGUGUUCAAUGUUGCAGAUGCGGAUGCAUGGGAAGGUGGAAGAGGGGAAAGGUGCAAGUGGUGGCUUGAAAACGCCAAAAAGGUACCAUACUAA
Didymosphaeria variabile is the source of this 1767-nucleotide messenger RNA. RefSeq lists its product as uncharacterized. The transcript has 4 exons. The record is from RefSeq and is a predicted model, not a curated record. Bases 1 to 1767 code for a protein of 588 amino acids. NCBI's taxonomy places the organism in Eukaryota, Fungi, Ascomycota, Dothideomycetes, Pleosporales, Didymosphaeriaceae.